UAAGUUCUGGGGUACAUGUGCUAACGUGCAGGUUUGUUACAUGGGUAUACAUGUGCCAUGGUGGUUUGCUGCACCCAUCAACCCGUCAUCUACAUUAGGUAUUUCUGCUAAUGCUAUCCCUCCCCCAGCCCCCCACCCCCUGACAGGCCCUGGUGUGUGAUGUUCCCCUCCCUGUGUCCAUGUGUUCUCAUUGUUCAGCUCCCACUUAUGAGUGAGAACAUGUGGUGUUUGGUUUUCUGUUCUUGUGUUAGUUUGCUGAGAAGGUUUUUCUUUUCCAUUGCAUUGUCAGGAUGCAAAUUUUCCAAACUUUUGUGCUCUGCUUCCCUUAUAAAACUGAAUGCCUUUAACAGCACCCAAGUCACCUGUUAAAUGCUUUGCUGCUUAGAAGUUUCUUCUGUCAGAUACCCUAAAUCAUCUCCCUCAAGUUCAAACUUCCAUAGAUCUCUAGGAUGGGGCAAAAUGCCGCCAGUCUCUUUGCUAAAACAAAACAAGAAUCACCUUGGAUUCCAUUCCCAACAAGUUCCUCAUCUCCAUCUGAGACCACCUCAGCCUGGACUUUAUUGUCCAUAUCGCUAUCAGCAUUUUGGGCGAAGCCAUUCAACAAGUCUCUAGGAAGUUCCAAACUUUCUCAUUUUCCUGUCUUCUUCGGAGCCCUCCAAACUGUUCCAACCUCUGCCUAUUACCCAGUUCUAAAGUUGCUUCCUCAUUUUUGGGUAACUUUUCAGCAGCACCCCACUCUGCUGGUACCAAUUUACUGUAUUAGUCCAUUUUCAUGCUGCUGAUAAAGACAUAUCUGAGACUGGGAAGAUAAAGCAGUUCAAUUGGACUUACAGUUCCACAUGGCUGGGGAGGUCUCAGAAUCAUGGUGGGAGGCGAAAGACCCUUCUUACGUGGCAGGUGGCAAGAGAGAAAAAUGAAGAUAAAACCGUCAGAUCUCAUGAGACUUAUUCUCUACCAUAAGAACAGUAUGGGGGAAACUGCCCCCGUGAUUCAAAUUAUCUCCCACUGGGUCCCUCCUACAACAUGUGGGAAUUAUGGGAGUACAAUUCCAGAUUAGAUUUGGGUGGGGACACAGAAACAAACCAUAUCAGAUGGGUCAGGGUAAGGUUGGCUGGAUGUAACAAAAGAUGGACAGUAAGUGUAACUAGGCGAGGGGAGGUUGUCCCUACUGUCUAGCACUGAUCUUUAGAUAUAUCAUUGUUGAGGCUAUUUUGUCCACACCAUCUUCAUCUUUCAAGAUCUCUACCCUCUGUUGAGGGCAUGGAUGGAGGAAGUGGGGAGUACCAUGAUUGUUGACAAGGCGGCCACCCACAAGGGCAGUUUGAAUGGCAGGGGGCAUGAACAGGCAUUCUUCUGCUGAAAGAUUUAUGGAUAAUGUUUAGGCAGCCAUCAAGAGAAGGCUGGUGUCCAGCACUGUAUUUCCUCUGUAAGGACUGUGUGAUGUUCUCUGUCAAUGGCAAUGGAUGGCUUGCAGGUUUUGCUUUGACUUCCAAUAGCUCCCACCUCGUUUUUGUCUGGCCAUGUUUCCAUCCUCCCCUUUAGAGUUCUGACUUCCUACUGGGAAGGCAAGGAGCAGCUUCCCACCCCACUGUUCUUAAGAAUGAUCAAUAAGCUUUGCUCCUGUCUGAAUCUACCUUGCUGACUUUCUAUAACUGGGGUUGGAACACUCUCUCUGUAAAAUGUCAGAUAGUGAAUAUUUUAGCUUUUGUGGGCCAAGAGGCAAAAUCAGGAAUGUUUACACAAAUUUUUUGAAAAAAUUCAAAACUUUAUUUAGACACUGAAAUUUGAAUUUUAGGUAAGUUUCAUGUGUCAUGUAAUAUUAUUAUUUUAAUCUUUUCAACCAUUAAAAAAUAUGAAAACCAUUCUUAGCUCAAUGGCCAGAUAGAGUCAAGUGGCCAACUGCAGACAAUAGUUUGCUGACCUCUAUUCUAGAGCCUAUUACUGAAGGAAAAAACCUAACCCUCCCCCACACAAAAAGAAACCCUCUGAAUAUUAAGUGUCUUGCAGUCCAAGAUGCCUCUGACUGACUCAUUCACUAAAAUGAAUGGAAAGAGUUAGGAAGCAUAGGAAAGAAAAGCAUAAAGAUUGUCAAUACUUUUAAGUUCCCAUUUCCCAUAAGCAGGAAGUCAAAAUAUUUUAAGUCCAAACAACUGGCCAGAGCAGUGUCUUUUGAACUUGCUUCAUGACCAGAAUCAUCUGGCUUCUUGUUGAAGCUAGAUUCCCGGACUAGAGGUUUUGAUGCAGGGGAGACUUCUGGGUGGGGUGUGCUCUCGGGACCAGGUAAGCUGAAGAAACACUAUUCCAGGGGGUGUAAAGGAACCUCAAAAGCUGUAGUUCUUAAAGUGUGGUCCGUGGCCCAGCAGAACCAGCAUUACCUGAGAGCUUGUAAGAAAUGCAAGUCUUUGGCCUACCCUAGAAACACUGAAUCAGAAACUGUGGGGGUGGGGUCUGGCAAUCUGGUUUUCAUCAAGCCAGGUGGUCCUGAUGCCCACUAGAAUUUGAGAACGUCUGCUUCAAGGCAUCAUUACCAGCAUCUGGAGAAGUGAUUGAGAACCCACCUGAGCAGUGAAGGCCUGGGCGCUCUUAAACCGCUGUGUUCUCAAGAGCGCAGGUCUGUGGGUGAGAGCAAUUCUAACAGACAUCUGAAGCCAAAGGCCUAGGUUUCCACAGGAAGAUCUGGAAACCCUAUUCAAGGCAAGCCUUUUGCAAGUCAAGGGCUGUAUUCCCCUAAGAGGGGCACCAUGGAUCCUAGAGAUAGCAAAUGCCACCCAAGGUGAUGGUGAGGGAGUUUUCAGCUUUUCUGCACGUGUGACCGUUUACUGCACCAGGAGCUUUCUAGUGACUUCCACCUUUUUCAGGUUUCUCCACGGUCCACCGGGGAAACCCUGUCCUGGGCCUGCCAGUGACGCGCUGGGAGCUUCCUGACCUCACAAGCGGCUCUUGUGAUGUAAUUGCCACCUGAGGUGUGCCCCUCCUGGUCCUGGCGACAUCACAGAGGCUACCUGGGCACGGACCCCGCAGCUUCCUGGGGCCCAGUCAGCAGCUCCAGGUGCCUAAGUCUGGGCUGCGGAGGCCGGGGCGGUGGCGUGCAGGGUGAGGUCUCCCGGGCUGGCGCGCCUGCAAGCCCUCUGCUGCUCCCUCGCGCUAGGCCAGCUCCAGGAGGGCAACAGACGACAGGACGUUGCAAAAGGGCCACUUAAAUUUUCCUUCGAGUAAACAGAACACCUGCCAAGACCCUCGAGCCUGGGCGUGCCCCAAGACAGGUGGUUGGGGUCUAGGAGUCGGCUGCAGCUGGCGAUGCUCUGAGGGGACGUCAGGGCCUCAGGAUGGCCCCUAUGAAGACGAAGUGUAUCUGUGAACUCUGCUCCUGCGGGCAGCAUCACUGUCCACAUCUCCCUACCAAGAUUUAUGAUAAAACAGAGAAACCAUGUCUUCUCUCCGAAUAUACUGAGAACUACCCUUUCUAUCACUCUUACCUGCCCAGAGAGUCCUUCAAGCCAAGGCGGGAGUACCAGAAAGGGUCUAUACCAAUGGAAGGCCUGACUACAUCAAGGAGAGAUUUUGGGCCUCACCAAGUGGCACCAGUGAAGGUCCACCAGUAUGACCAGUUCGUCCCAAGUGAAGAGAAUAUGGAUUUGCUCACGACGUAUAAGAAAGAUUACAAUCCCUACCCUGUCUGUCGAGUGGACCCCAUCAAACCUCGGGACAGUAAAUAUCCAUGUAGUGACAAGAUGGAGUGUUUGCCUACUUAUAAAGCUGAUUAUUUGCCUUGGAACCAACCAAGGCGAGCGCCACUUCGUCUGGAACACAAAUACCAGCCGGCAUCAGUCAGGUUUGAUAAUAGAACCACACACCAGGAUGAUUACCCCAUAAAAGGCCUUGUGAAGACCAUAAGUUGUAAACCUCUGGCCAUGCCAAAGCUCUGUAACAUCCCCUUGGAGGAUGUGACUAACUACAAGAUGAGCUAUGUGGCCCACCCCGUGGAGAAGCGCUUUGUGCAUGAAGCAGAGAAGUUUAGGCCCUGUGAAAUCCCCUUUGAAAGCCUUACCACUCAAAAACAAUCCUACCGGGGCCUGAUGGGGGAGCCUGCCAAGAGCUUGAAACCUCUAGCCUGGCCUCCUGGGCUAGACAUGCCUUUCUCUAACACCACUGAGUUUCGAGAUAAGUACCAAGCUUGGCCAACGCCCCGGAUGUUCUCCAAAGCUCCCAUCACCUAUGUCCCUCCCGAAGACAGGAUGGAUCUUCUGACAACAGUGCAGGCCCAUUACACAUGCCCUAAGGGUGCCCCAGCUCAGUCCUGCCGACCUGCACUUCAGAUUAAGAAGUGCGGUCGCUUUGAAGGCUCUUCCACCACCAAGGAUGACUACAAGCAGUGGUCCAGCAUGCGCACGGGGCCAGUCAAGCCCGUUCCCCAGCUGGAUUUGCCCACCGAGCCCCUGGACUGCCUGACCACCACUCGGGCCCACUAUGUGCCCCAUCCGCCUAUCAAUACCAAAAGCUGUAAGCCUCAUUGGUCUGGCCCUCGAGGAAAUGUCCCUAUGGAAGGCCAGACCACCUACGCCAUCAGCUUUACUCCCAAGGAAAUGGGCAGGUGCCUAGCUUCAUAUCCUGAGCCUCCUGGCUAUACCUUUGAGGAAGUGGAUGCUUUGGGUCACAGGAUCUACAAGCCAGUUUCCCAGGCAGGCUCUCAGCAGAGCAGCCAUCUUUCUGUAGAUGAUUCAGAAAACCCCCACCAGAGGGAGUUGGAAGUGUCAGCCUGAUUUUGAAAAAUUGUAAUUUAGAAAUUACACAGUACUUUUAAAAGCAGACAACUGAGAGUUAUUUGUUGGACAAAAAAGAAUUCCAUAAAAUGACAAAAAAACAAAAAACAAAAAACCUUCACCACUUCCAGAGCACUUGAAUAAAAUGAGAAUCACUUGACUCAGGGAAAAUGACAUUUAAUCACCGGCUAAUUAACUCCCCUUAACUUCUCCUUUACUGCAUCCCCACCCCGUUUCAGGUCCUUUACUUUGUGCUUAUGGAAUCAAAGUUGGUCUCUGAGGUUUUCUCUGAUCCAGAUGUAUUUUAUUAAUUUAAUCAUUGUAUGAACUGACAUAAUGAUUAACCCUUGCCAAGUAUGAAGCGCCAAAGAAUAAAUUUUAUUUUGGGGGGAAUGAAUCUGUA
This is a messenger RNA of Pongo pygmaeus (Bornean orangutan), 5163 nucleotides long. RefSeq names its product stabilizer of axonemal microtubules 1 (gene SAXO1). Gene Ontology annotation, molecular function: microtubule binding. Gene Ontology annotation, cellular component: axonemal microtubule; centriole; sperm flagellum. The transcript is spliced from 4 exons. Bases 3327 to 4760 code for a protein of 477 amino acids. The record is from RefSeq and is a predicted model, not a curated record. Lineage: Eukaryota; Metazoa; Chordata; Mammalia; Primates; Hominidae.